AUGGCUUUGGGCACUAUUGAUGGUGAUGAGGCUGCAAGAGCUGAUGGCUUCACUUCAACCUUUUACAUCAAAGCUUGGUCUAUUGCCAAGAAGGAAGUCAUAGAAGCAGUACAAAGCUUCUUUAGGGGGUUAAACAUGCCAAAAUACUUUGCAUUGUCCACUGUCACCCUCAUUCCUAAAGAUGAGCAAGAGAAUAGUUGGGACAAAUUCAGGUCAAUUGCUCUCACUUAUCUUACAUCUAAGCUCAUUAGUAAAAUUAUUAUUUAUAGAUUACAAUCCAUUUUACCCAGAAUUAUUUCUUCUAACCAAUCUGCUUUUGUUAAGGGAAGGCAAACUACAGAUAAAGUGCUUCUCACUCAAGAACUCAUCCUGGACAUUGACAAACCAUGCAGAGUUGGAAAUUUGAUGUUUAAAUUGGAUCUAUCAAAAGCCUAUGACACUAUCAGCUGGCGCUUCAUUUUGACAGUUCUGAAAGCAAAGGGGUUCAACUUCAACUUCUGUAUGAUUAUCCAAAGAUUGCUACAAAUAAGCUACUACACAAUUCUGGUUAAUGGUAGUUCCACUGGUUUCUCUCCUACCAUUUUUAUCUUGGCAAGGGAUUAUCUGUCCAAGCUUCUUGAUCAAGCUUAUCUCUCCCAUGAGCAUAAAAGAUUUGCAAAUAAAAUCAAUUUAAUAUUGGUCAUCUUAUCUAUGCUGAUGAUGUGA
Messenger RNA from Phalaenopsis equestris, 705 nucleotides. RefSeq lists its product as uncharacterized. NCBI's taxonomy places the organism in Eukaryota, Viridiplantae, Streptophyta, Magnoliopsida, Asparagales, Orchidaceae. The coding region runs from base 1 to 705 and encodes 234 amino acids. The record is from RefSeq and is a predicted model, not a curated record. The transcript has a single exon.